AUGACGAAAGACUGGGAGUUGGUACAAGAUGAGAUCAAGGAACUUUCUUUUGUUCAAAAGAAGCCUUUGGAAGAGGUCAAAGAGCUGAUGGAACGCAAACACAAGUUUCGGGCUUCCACGCGAGCCUAUCGCAUGAAAUUGAAAGAAUGGGGUAUUAUGAGGCACAAACCGCGAAGGACCACUAAACAGCGUCGUGAGACGCGAUCACCAAGCGAACAAAGUCCCGAUGAGCCGGCUCAGCGCGGCGAUGAAUCAGUCGAAGUGACUGAACCUAUUGCGAUAGAAACAGAUUCCAGAGAACAUUGUACUAGAACUGGUGGCUGGCAGAUCGUGGCUAGUCUGCCGACUUUGAUUGCUGAUGAAGCUGGUACGGUUGCGGAGCCAACUUUCCUGGGACUAUUGAAUCAGCCACAAGACCUUCGACCAUCGUUCGAGGAAUCAUGGUCGCAAAACCCUAUGCAAUCCUCAUACAUAGUACUAGACAUGGUUGGUGCAGUCUUGGAAGGCGAUUUGCAAAAGCUUGAAAAGCUUAUCGUUGGUAACGUCGAUCACGUCAAUGACCCCAUAGGUCUGCCUUUCGAAUCAGGCGCCCGGUUUGCCGACCAUCCUGCUUUGAGCGAGAUGGUCAUAUUGCAGCACCCUGAUCAGACCUUGUUUGAUAUUGCUUGCGGCAUGCCUUGCGGUCCAAUCAUAUGGGUCUUGUUUGCUUAUGGUGCAAAAGGCUCCAAACACCCACUAGGUACCGACCUGGCCUUGCAUAAUGCUAUCAAGAAUGGGAGAGCCUAUACUGUUCAGGCGCUACUGCAGCCGGGUCGUUCGGAUGUCGACGGACUUCCGGGCUCAAGCUGGAGUCCUUUACGUCAAGCAGUCUUCUGGAAUGUUCCCGAUGUCGUCCAGAUCCUUCUCAAUCGAGGUGCAAAGGUCGACGAUGCUGGACCUGCGCCUGAAAAUCCCGGCGUUCACACGGCGUUACAACUAUGCCUAUUACAUAGAAUGAACACUUACACAGACUUGGCGGCUCGGAAAAACUGCCAUCUGAUCAUGGAUAUGCUUCUCAGCGCUGGAGCGGACAUUCAUUGCAAGCCUCCGGAGCUGGUCUUCCUGUCAAAUUUCACCAUGUUUGUCAAGCCCUGGGAGAAUCGUCCCUACUGGGCUUUUGAGCUUUCGCCAGAGGAGCUCGAAUGCUUUCGGUUGUUCAUCAGCAAAGGGGCCAGCUUCCCAUCAUACUUUCAAGGGUGCCCUUGCGAAUCUCCCUACAAGGAUACAUUUGAGCAUCAAGCGCUGUGGCAUUCGACUCCGACUUUUGCGAGGUGGCUCAUUGAUAGCUUUGUGCCAACACCUACCAACAACGGUAGCUCACUCCUAUACGAAAUAUUAGGCUGCUGUCCGAAUGCGAAACGCCAUCCAGCUGAUACGCUGCGCGACGUCCAAGUCCUUUUCGAAAAAGGUGUCGAUCCAAAUCGAGCCGCUCGGGACUCCAUCAGUCCAUUGCGAAAGUGUAUCGCAGAUUGUCCCGCCGUGGAUCUUGUUCCACGUCUUCAAAUGCUUCUCGAUGGCGGCGCAGAUCCUGAAGCCGAAGACGCAGACGGCGUCCAGCCAUACAUCCGAGCGGCCGAGACGUUCGAAGAGCCUCUCCUUUCCGAGAUCAUGUCAGCGUUAGUGUCCAAGAUUCCAGGAAAACAAGUACGACACGUCGAUGGCAUCUCAUAUACGUGGACUGUAGGCCACUUUCCAAUUUCGGAAACGCAGACCUACGAUCAAGUCAUGGCAUGCACACGACAAACGGGCGACUUUAUGCUCAACAUGCGGAACAUGGUUCCGGAGCACAUUCAAAGCAUCUUCCAACGAGCUUACUUUACGGUCGUAAGCGAAUACUUUCUAAACACGAUGACUAGGGUGGCAAAAUCCAAGAUGCUGAGCUCGAAAGAGAAGGAUGAGAUCGUUUGGGUUGUUUCAAUGCGAGAUGGGGCUGAUCUACCAAAAUACAAAUUCGAUCAAAAGCUCGUCAUCGCACUGCUGGACCCACAACCAAUACCUAGCAUGGUGCUUGAACCUGAGAACGAUACUACAACCACUGACUUAGUGAACUCCGAUGUGAUGGGUGCUCUUGCGAGCUCCCCAGCGUCUAGUGUUACCAUCACUGCAACUGCGACGGGCCCUCCAGUCCACACUCCCUUCCACUUCAAUCCCAAUAACGCGACAACUACCAAAGACCUGCCGCCAUCUUCUGAAUCUCCGCAAUGGCUUGACGACUUCUUUGUGGCAUCCACAACACAAAUCCGGUGGCGCGACCCAUGUGCACGACCCAAGCCAGACGAUACUCAGAAAGCUAUAGCAGCCGUUCUGAUAUACAAGUGUACAGCUUGCAAUGAUGGAAAACUGCUCACAAAGAGUGAGCUAGAAAGACAUGAGACUGAACAUGAGCACACGGCGGGCUGCGAUAUCGUUGGUUGCAAGAGGCGCUUUUGUGUCGAAAAAAGAAGUAGGACAAAUGGUGCAGGAUGUCAAGAUCAUCUAUUCGGUGGUUGA
This is a messenger RNA of Alternaria atra, 2529 nucleotides long. RefSeq lists its product as uncharacterized. The coding region runs from base 1 to 2529 and encodes 842 amino acids. Gene Ontology annotation, cellular component: nucleus; cytoplasm. The transcript has 3 exons. Gene Ontology annotation, molecular function: protein binding. The record is from RefSeq and is a predicted model, not a curated record. NCBI's taxonomy places the organism in Eukaryota, Fungi, Ascomycota, Dothideomycetes, Pleosporales, Pleosporaceae.